UUUCUCUUAUUAAUUAAGUUGUUUAUUGAUGCUAUAAUUAUACGGCUGGGGAGAGAAGUGGCGCUCGGCGGCGGGUGGUGGCGGAAAGAGCGAUUGCCGAAGUGGAGCAAGCCUUUUUUUUUCUUUUUAGAAAUCGGUGGAAUACUCGAUUUCGUGUCAUUCGAUCGAUUUCGUCGUCGCCCUCGCCGGAGACGAUCUCAGAUCGGAAAAGGCGACCAUGCCGAAGAAGAUGGGGGUAAACAGUAAAGCCGAGGCGGCGAGAGCACGGAAGAGCGCCGUUGAGACGGAGCGCAAGGAGCGGGAGACUCGGGAGAAGGUGGAUCAGUACUGGAAAGAAGCGGAGGGUCCCAAAUCCAGGGCAGCCAAGAAGCGGGAGGAUGAAUCGGAGAAGCGUGCUGAGGCCGCCGCUCGCAAGGCGGAGGCACGGCGUUUGGCUGAACAGGAGGAGAAGGAAUUGGAGAAAGCGAUGAAGAAGCCUGAUAAAAAGGCGAAUAGGGUUUCGAUUCCGGUCCCCAAGGUAACCGAACUUGAAUUAAGGAAGCGCAGAGAGGAGGAGCAAGCUGAGCUUCAGAGGAAGGCCGAGGAGGCUAAGAAAAGGCAGAGCCGGACGGCGGCGGAGGAGGAAUACGAGCGGAUGCUGCUGGUUACUAAUACUAAUCGAGAUGAUUCGAUUAUUGAAGCCAGGACGCUGGAAGAUGCGAUUGCUCAGAUAUCUGUUGCGGAUAAUUUGCCGAUGGAUAGGCAUCCUGAGCGACGGCUUAAGGCCUCUUUUAAGGCUUUUGAAGAAGCUGAGCUCCCCAGGCUGAAGGAAGAAAAACCAGGUCUUACUCACAAUCAGUACAAGGACAUGAUAUGGAAGCUAUGGAAGAAGUCUCCUGACAACCCUCUUAAUCAGGUUGCAGCAGAGUGAGUGGAUCCAUGUCCAUCAACAUGGGGCAGGCGAGCUUUCCAUUGAUUCUUUUAAGCCUGUUUACUAAAGCUUCUUCUUCAUUUCUGUUGUAUCCUGGAAUCAUCUUUGGUUUGUUGAUGGUUCUUUCGUUCGUCUGUUGCUGCAUAUUAUGGCACGGGACUCUCGUAAAUGCAUAUAAAUAGUUUCGGGUCCUGUGUUGUACAAUAAGUAUUAAUAUUAUGACCUUGGUUUCUGUCA
Messenger RNA from Cucurbita moschata (crookneck pumpkin), 1147 nucleotides. RefSeq names its product coiled-coil domain-containing protein 124-like. Gene Ontology annotation, molecular function: transcription coactivator activity. Gene Ontology annotation, cellular component: nucleus. Gene Ontology annotation, biological process: transcription by RNA polymerase II. The transcript is spliced from 3 exons. Lineage: Eukaryota; Viridiplantae; Streptophyta; Magnoliopsida; Cucurbitales; Cucurbitaceae. The coding region runs from base 218 to 910 and encodes 230 amino acids. The record is from RefSeq and is a predicted model, not a curated record.